AUGGGUUUCUUCGACGCGUUCCGCGAUAAGCCUUCUGCUACGAGAUACGGAGAUAUUCACACCACGGCAAAUUUUGAUGUCUUUGAUGCGACACUUGCUUAUGUAUUCUGUGCAUUGGGCUUCUCGUUUCUGAUCCUACUACCUGGUUACAUGUUUAAAGAGGUAUGAUGACGUCUUAAUUACUAUGGGCGCUAUACGUUCACAUACAUCAGUGCCAGUCAAUCUGUCCUGAUCGGAUGACUAAAAUAUAGUCGAAACGUAGAUUCAUUAAAGCUACAAAAUGUUAUUUGGAGUCCUUUUGUAUUUUAGUGCGAAAUAAUGUCGUCAAAAUUUACUUGUGUUCACACAAUGCUGUUACAGUUUGUUUACAAAUUAUUAAAUUAGCACUCAUGUGAACCCAAAAUACUUCAGAUAGAGCAAAGAAAUUUCAACGAAAAGCAUUCGAAUUUCCUGUUUUGAGAGCUGAGAUGCUUGGUUUGCAAGCGGUACAAAAAAGUAACGGCGUUUGUGUUGACACGAAGCCGCCAAGCGCUCCGUUUUCAUCGUCUCGCUCCGUUUAGAAACCGCGCCGAAAUUGGUACGGCAAAAAUGACGUUUAAAUCUAUAGUUGACUUUGUUGAUUCGAAGAAUUUUCUUGAGUAUAAUAUAGAAUAUGGUUAGCAUUUAACCAUUUUUACAACGGCGUUUCGUAAAAUUAUAUAGGAACUUCAAAGAACUUUAAAUCGUCCGAAGUUAGACCGGAUAAAACACGUUUAUCUGUUAAGAGUUAAGAAGAUAGUUUUCAACUAUUAAAUAACUUUUCCCAUUCGAGAACUUUCGCAUGGACAAAUAAAAUCAUCUGGUGUUAUACAGAGUUAAAUUUUAAGCAUGCUAUUGCCCAAAAACUGGUAUAAAUUAUCUAAAUUAGUAUUUUGAGGACACAGCGCAAACCGUUGCAUGCUGCACUUGUAAAAAUGUCGGUUUCUAAGCCGAAGGGAAGUCGUAAUGAAAUGUUCCAAUUUUAGCAAAUAAGGAAUGAGCUUAAUGCAAUUUGGAACAAGAUAGAAAAUUCUUGUAUUCAAUGGUUUCCGUUCAAAGACUAUUCCUUUGGAGAAGUGAAAUAUCACUUGCAUAAAAAAGCUUUGUGAAUUGUGAAUUUUAAUACUUCCGCCGAAAUCACCAAGCUAAUUCAAGCAUUUAUCAUCUCACAGAGAUGUAAAUUAAAAUUAGCACAUUUCUAUAACUGUGGAAUAUAAGAUAUUUCAAUUAAACAACAAAAUUGAGUCGAUUAUUACAUUGUGAUUUAGUAACGUACUGAUAAAAUACAAAAUUAAUUUAAAGUGCCAACAUACAUUCAACGGAAAUUAAAAGAGAAACAUGUAAUGUCAAUAAAUUGAUUAAUUAUGCAAAAUGGACCAAUUAUUUUUGUUGAAGAUUUUUAAUGAGAUAACGCACACGACAUCGUACAUUUGGGUAAAACAAUUUGUGAAAUUAUGGCCCAUCACCAAUUAUUGAACACAAUUUACCAUAUUAAAUAUUCUAUCUAAAAAACUUUUUUCCCUCCGUAUAAAUUCCGUAUGAACAAUGCUGAGAAAAUUGCGGGACGAAGAUUUUAUUCGGUCUGACACCAGAUGAUUUUGAACAGUAUUGAGCGUGAUCAGUUCGCCAGCGAGAGUUGCAUGAGAGUUGACAAGCGAGAGUUUGCAUGAGAGCUCUCUCAACUUUCAUUGCUUGGUCAAACGAGACCAAGAGUUGCAUGAGAGUUGACAAGCGAGAGUUCGCAUGAGAGUUCUCUCAACAUUCAUUGCUUGGUCUAACGUGAACAAGAGUUGAUCAAAGUUGACUGGUUAUUACCACGCUUAGCAAAAACUCUUGUUAACAUAUAAACCAGCUCAAAGUUAGCGAAAGUUGAUGAGAGUGGCAGUAAUGUUCGUCAUGCAAGACUUAUAACUUUCAUCCCCCUGUCUGGUAUGUCAAAGCGUGAUCCUAUAUCAGUUCAGUAUAUGAUUACCACUCUGCAACAAAGAGACUUUGUUCAAAUGCGACUUUUAGUGGAAGUGUUUUUUUUACAAAGAUCUUUCAAGAUUAAAGGUUAUUGUUCAAACGUAAAACAAAGAAGAAAAUAUUUGUUCCAAUGGCACGCGUAGUCAAGGAUGUUUUGUAUCAUCAAAGGCUUCGUCAUCACAUCAGAUCCGCCGGUUUUGCUUCCUCGUCAAGAAAUAAUCCUCCCUGUCCUACCUUGCGUGAUCAGACGUGGCUUGCAGGAUUGUCGACAGUCAAAAGCGCCCACGUUUUCGCCGCCUCCUUUCAAAGGCGCCCUUGUAAUCCUCAGACUGGAUCACGUUUGAAGGAAGGAUGACUGGAAACACCCCUACCCGUACUAAUUAACAUAAAUAACGACGAUGUUAGAUAAUUUAUAUUUUAUACUUCUUUCCAGCGCAUCUCUGUUGCAAUUCGAAUUUUUCUCAGCCUUUUCAUUGGAGCAGCUAUUCUGGGUAAACUAAACUAAACUAACUUUAUAUGAACUGGAUAGCUCUUUAAGUAUCAGUUCUUAACUGUUCUCCCUAGCGGUUCAGUAAGGAUCACUCUUAUUGAUCCAGUGUUACUACAGGAGGAAACCUAAGUUAAACUAACUUUAUUUAUACUGGAUAGCUCUAUCAGUUCUAAACUGUUCUUCCUAGAGGUCCAGUAAGGAUCACUCUUAUUGAUCCAGUGUUACCACAGGAGGAAACCUAAGUUAAACUAACUUUAUUUAUAGUGGAUAGCCCUUUCAGUAUCAUUUCUAAACUGUUCUCCCUAGAGGUCCAGUAAGGAUCACUCUUAUUGACCCAGUGUUACUACAGGAAGAAACCUGAACUAAACUAACUUUAUUUAUGUUGGAUAGCUCUAUCAGUUCUAAACUGUUCUCCCUAGAGGUCCAGUAAGUGUCGUCUCUUAUUGACCCAGUGUUACUACGGGAGGAAACCUAAACUAAACUAGACUAACUUUGUUUUAUAAACUAGAUAGUUCUAUCAGUUCUAAACUGUUCUCCCUAGAGGUCCAGUAAGAAUCACCUCAUAUUGAUCCGGUGUUACUACAGGAGAAAACCUAAACUAAACUAACUUUGUUUGACUAAAAUGUUUUCUUAUUAACAAAGUAUUUUUACUUUCAGCCUCUAACUAUGGCAUGCAAUGGGAGAAAAGUUCAGUUGAAACGACAACUCAAUACAAGGCGUUUAUGAGCCAAGAAAUUAAAGCAAAGGUUGGCGUGAAUAUUGGACUCCGAGGCAUUAAUGUGACGUUGAAAGGUAGGGAUGUUGCGUAGGAGUCAGAUAGGAUGCCACGUAUCGUACUGCAGAUCAUGAUCAACAUGCACCAGGGGAGGAUCUAGUUUCAUCUGCAAGGAGGGGUGCAGGUUUUCCAUGGGGUGGUCCAUGAGGGAGCCUUACUGCCCACUCUCCUCUGCAAUCUGCAACGCUACUAUCCCAACAUUACCAUUAUUUGAGAUGUUACGUUUUACAUUAUCUUUACUGAAUAGUUUAUAAAGUUUAUAUCGGCUUUUUAUCACGUAACCACCAUCUGCUAUGCAGAAACCCACCAACAGAUGGUUUGAUGUUAAUUUCUGAAAGGCGAGCAAUCGCAUGCAACAAAUGGCGCCAAGUGAUCAUUGUAUUUCUUCAUAUGUAGGACUGCCCGUUCAUCAAAGUUUUGAGAACGAGAAGACGGUGGAACACGUGGAUUACAAUGAAAAGUUUCGAUGGGACUCACCUUGGUCACAGGGACGCCUCGGCUAUGGACCUCAUGGUAUGUUGUACAGUACAUGAUGGUGGUGAUGAUGAUGAUAAUGGUGAUAAUGGUGAUGAUGAUGAUGAUAAUGGUGAUGAUGAUAAUGGUGAUGAUGAUGAUAAUGGUGAUAAUGGUGAAGAUGAUGAUGAUGGUGAUGAUGGUGAUGUGGUGAUAGUGGUUGAUGGUGAUGAUGACGGUGAUGAUGAUGGUGAUGAUGGUGAUGGUGACGAUGGUGAUGAUGAUGAUGGUGAUGAUGAUAAUGGUGAUGUAAUGAUGGUGGUGGUGAUGGCGAUGAUGGUGAUGAUGAUUGCGCAUGAUGAUGACUGUGAAGUUAUUUCUACUGGAUAGUUCUAAACUGUUCUGCAUGCGCCGGCUCUUCAAAGCUGCAUUAGCGCUAAUUCUGGGUUAAAAUUUUACCUGCCGUUUUGGUGUGUUUUUUUUUGCAUUUCUGUUUAUUUCAAAACUCGAGAAAAUAUAAUUUCUGGUGAUUCAGACAAAAUUCCGAGGGAAAAUAUUUCCAUGUUUAUAAGCAAGCCGUUGGGAAGUUGCUUCGAAGAAUUGGUUAACCUAGGAUUAAGCUGGUUUUUGAACAACCAUGCAUCUCGAAUUCAUCCAGUGUUACUACAGGAGGAAACGAGUAGUGUUUGGUGGUCAAACUUAAAGCACUAUUCUCACAUGUAACUGAGGUAAAAUUAUAACCACUAUAACUACGAUGUCACCUGAGAUGUAAAUUUUUAAUUUUUAAUUCUUCCUAGCGAGUCAGAUCAACAACGAGUACUACUCUGCACUUCAGAAAGGCAUUCCUUAUCCGAUACUACUCAUUGCCGAGUACUUUACCUUGGAUGGCGAAAAUAUACGAUGGGGCAGAGGAUUCCGAUUGGCUGGUUUCUAUACUCAUGCGCUGUUAUGGUAAGAUAAAUAAGAUCUACAUUGGUUUAGAACUGAUAGAGCUAUCCAGUAUAAAUAAAGUUAGUUCAAUUUAGGUUUCUUCCUGUAGUAACACUGGAUCAAUAAGAGAUGAUCCUUACUGGACCUCUAGAAAGAAUAGUGUAGAACUAAUAGAGUUAUCCAGUAUAAAUAAAGUUAGUUCAGUUUAGGUUUCCUCCUGUACUAACACUGGAUGAAUAAGAGACGAAUCUUACUGGACCUCUAGGGAGAACAGUUUAGAACUGAUAGAGCUAUCCAGUUUAAAUAAAGUUAGUUUAGUUAAGGUUUCCUCCUAACGUAUGUGAUUGUUUUUCUUUAUACAGGAUAGGCUUCACACUGUGGGUGAUCACCAAUAUUUUAUUUCUGAAUGUGAUAAGAUAUGGUGCAUAUUUUCUCUCCUUCACUGGUGUGGUCGUGUUGUUAGCAAAUCUUAUCUACGACUCGCUUCAUUUUGGUCCUGAGCUGACCAUUCCGUUCCCCGAAGGCAUUCUGAGCUUCUCGUAUGGCUGGUGUUUCUGGCUGAGUUUUUCAAUUGGUAAAUAUGAUUAAAAUAACUUUUUUAUGAAAUGACUUGAUAUGGACAGCUCUAUCAGUAUUCCUACUUAAUUACGGUCUUGAAUACCUUGGGCUUGCAAAGGUCAUAUAUGGUACCAGAAAAAAAACAUGAGAAUGCAGAUAGACAGAGUUCCGCGUACCUACGUAUUGGCGUACCUCCGGUACGUAAGUACGAGAAUUAUCAUAUAUUGUACAGCAGGAAACCUAAUUAAACUUUAUUUGUACUGGAUAGCUCUAUUAUUUCUAAACUGUUCUCCCUAGAGGUCCAUUAAGGAUGAUCUCUAAUUAAUCCAGUGUCACUACAUGAGUGAGCAAACCUAAACUAAACUAACUUUAAUUAUACUGGAUAGCUAUAUCAUUUCUAAACUGUUCUUCCUAGAAGCCAGUAAGGAUUAUCUCUUAUUGAUCCAGUGUUACUACAGGAGGAAACCUAAGUUAAACUAACUUUAUUUAUACUGGAUAGCUCUAUCAGUUCUAAACUGUUCUUAUUAGAAGCCAGUAAGGAUUACCUCUUAUUGAUCCAGUGUUACUACAGGAGGAAACCUAAGCUAAACUAACUUUAUUUAUCUGGAUAGCUAUGUCAGUUCUAAACUGUUCUCCCGGAAAGUCCGGUAAGAGCCAUCUCUUAUUGAUCCAGUGUUACCACAGGAGGAAACCUAAACUAAAUUAACUUUUUUUAUACUGGAUAGUUUCAUCAGUUCUAAACUGUUCUUCUUAGAGGUCCGGUAAGAGUCAUCUAAAACUAAUAAUUCGUGAGUAAAUUAGCCAACCAUUUUUCUUUUAUUUUGUUCGCAUGAUAAUUCUGGAUACCUGGGUGGCUCUGUCGAAUCUAGACUGUUCUCUCUUGAGGUCCAAUAAGAGUCAUUCCUUAUACAGGAGAAUAUGCUUCUCCUUAAUCUCCUGUAUAAGGAAUGGCUCUUACUGGACCUCUAGAGAGAACAGUUUAGAUUGAUAUAACACUUCAAUUUACUCUUUGCUUUGUUUAGGGUUUCUAUGUCUGGUUCUCGGUGUAGUGGUCGCGGCUCUGGAUUAUUGUUUUCCUGGACCGGUGGCGACAUUCUUCAACAUUGAUAUCGUUACGGAAUUUGAAGACGUUGUUGUGGCCGAGGAAGAACUGUCGCCUGGGGAGUCUCCUGAUGGCUCGUCUGUUGAAAGCAUCCCAUCUGGGGAAGAUGAAGCAACGGGCGGAGAGGCAAAUAAGGUAGACUGGAAACUAGUUUGAUUCAUGUUUAAACGUUCACAUGUUCUACAGAACGCAUAUGAGUAGAGCUAAGUCUCUCUGAGUUGAGCAGUUAAGCAUGGUUAGAUCAUACAGAGGUAGUACAUGUUCUUGUAUGUGAGUUACUUUCAUUUAAAGUGAUCUUAUUUUGUACAGAACUCAUGUGAGUAGAGUUAAAUCUCUCUGAGUUAAGCAUAGUUAGGUCAUACAAAGGUACCUUAAAAUGGUCAAAUGUUGCACAGAAUUCGAAAUCAUGUGAGUAGAGUCUCUCUGAGUUCAGCAAGAGCUAGUUAGAUCAUACAAAGGUACCCUAAAGUAAUCUGAUGUACAGAACCUAUGUCAGUAGAGUAAGUCUCUCUGAGCAUGGUUAAAUCAUGCAGAGGUAGUACAAGUUCUUGAAUGUGAGUUACCUUACCGUAUACUUUUGUAUUGCGUGCGGAAAUUGCUGCCACAUUUGGGCCGAAAAAGGAUAGCAAUUUCCGCACGCAAUUUUAUACAAAAUUUUCAAACUUUGCAAGGCUAUAUUUUCCGCACUUUACAACAUUUCGUAACCAAACUUUGCAAUUUUACUCAUUUUAGUAUGCUCUUUCUAGUUGUGGUGAUUUAUUUGCAUCUCCUUGCCUAUAAUAGUUUUAAAAUUAGUCUAUAAUGGGAAUUGUUUAUUGCUGAACCAUUAAUAUUAACAUGCCCUCUGCCUUCACUUUAGAAACGGAUUCACUUCGUUUCGCGCUCGCGUUACGCAGGUAUCUCGGCCAGUUGGAGACGCAAGAAGACACCGCUGAAUACAUCCUCAUCAUUUCCGCUGUUUCAACCAAUGUCUGUGUCUGGCAAGCCCAGAACAUCUUCGGUCAAGAUCAACAUUGAACAGCAUCAUGAUAACGAAGCAUUUCAUGGCAGCGAUGAGGAUGUUCGUUGCGAACCUGAAGUUUCACAGGAGAAUAUUGAUUCUGUGGCGGAAAUGGGAGGUGACGACGCAAGAAAUGGCGAAUGUUCGGGUGAAAACUUUGGAAAUGGUGAACGUUUAAAGGUGCCUGAUAGUACCGUCGUGGAAAAAGGGGAAUGUUCAGUAGAAAUUGGUGCGGAUUUAGGAGAAAACGGUGAAACUUCUGUGGGAAAUCCGAAGGAAAGUUUAACGGAACCUGGUGAGGUUUUAAGUAAAAAUGACAAUGCUAAUGUGACGGAAUUUUGA
Molecule: messenger RNA, 7633 nt
Organism: Paramuricea clavata
Lineage: Eukaryota; Metazoa; Cnidaria; Anthozoa; Malacalcyonacea; Plexauridae
Source: the annotation of a GenBank genome assembly